AUGUUGUUGUCAUUGAGCAAUACCGAUUGGACUGUCAGCGCUGCCAGGGCGCCCAAGCCCACUGCAUCACCCUCUCCGCCCCCGUCCUCGUCGCCUCCGCCCUCUCCGUCGCCAGCACCCUCUCCGGCUCCCUCGCCUUCCCCUUCGGCGCCGCCCCCAAGCCCGGCAGCACCAUAUUCGCCAGAAGUGUGUACGUCGCCGACUUUGCUAUGGUCUGACGAGUUUGACGCGGCGACCUUGGACACCUCUUCUUGGAAUUACUUUACUGGUACAGCAUACAACAACGAGCUCGAGUACUACACUUCUCGCCCCGAAAAUGUGCGGCUGGAGAACGGCAGUCUGGUCAUCGAGGCACGGGCCGAGGCUUACGGCGGCAUGAACUACACUUCGGCCCGCAUUGACACUCGGCUCAAGCGCGCCUUCUACCCGGGCGUCUCCGUGAACGGCACCGUUGUUCCCAAGAUCCGCUACGAGGCCCGCAUGAAGCUCCCAAAGGGUCAGGGCAUGUGGCCCGCAUUCUGGCUGGCACCCAACAGCCAAGUCUGUGACGCGUGCGGCCCGUACGGAUCUUGGCCGUAUUCCGGAGAGAUCUACAUCCUUGAGGCCAUUAACAACAUGACUUACGCGUUUGGGACUGUCCACUACGGCGGCUUCAGGUCGGAUGGGCAAACAUUCAACAACCAGGGGCAUUACCGACCCACCUCGUUCAAUCUGGGGCUGGAAUGGCACACGUACGCGUUCGAGUGGAGCUACAACCAGAUGUGGUGGUUUAUUGACGACGUGUUGUACUACACCACACACAGCUAUUUUUUGUCGGACGAGGGCUGGUGGACUUCGAGUCAGACCACGACACCCACGGGGCCCAACUCCCCCUUCGACGCGCCCUUCUACAUCAUUUUGAACCUGGCUGUGGGCGGCGACUGGCCCAGAGCUCCGGAUGCAUCCACAGUGUUUCCUUCCCAGCUACUAGUCGACUACGUGCGGGUGCUGGGGUACUGGUAA
Volvox carteri f. nagariensis is the source of this 1002-nucleotide messenger RNA. RefSeq lists its product as uncharacterized. The record is from RefSeq and is a predicted model, not a curated record. Lineage: Eukaryota; Viridiplantae; Chlorophyta; Chlorophyceae; Chlamydomonadales; Volvocaceae. Gene Ontology annotation, biological process: carbohydrate metabolic process. Bases 1 to 1002 code for a protein of 333 amino acids. The transcript has 8 exons. Gene Ontology annotation, molecular function: hydrolase activity, hydrolyzing O-glycosyl compounds.